Lipotes vexillifer (Yangtze River dolphin) is the source of this 1298-nucleotide messenger RNA. RefSeq names its product phosphorylated adaptor for RNA export (gene PHAX). Gene Ontology annotation, cellular component: nucleus. The transcript has 5 exons. The record is from RefSeq and is a predicted model, not a curated record. Gene Ontology annotation, biological process: snRNA export from nucleus. Bases 13 to 1197 code for a protein of 394 amino acids. NCBI's taxonomy places the organism in Eukaryota, Metazoa, Chordata, Mammalia, Artiodactyla, Lipotidae.
CGCCGCGGGAAGAUGGCGCAGGAGGCAGGCGACAUGGAAGAUGGGCAGCUUUCUGACUCGGAUUCCGACAUGACGGUGGCACCCAGCGACAGGCCGCUGCAGGUGUCGAAAGCACUAGGUGGGGACUGUGCAGUGAGGCCCUUCCAGAGUACUGCAACAGUGUGUGCUCCGGUAUCGCAUUAUCGGACUGUUAAAAGUGUGGAUUCAAGUGAGGAGAGUUUUUCGGAUUCAGAUGAUGAUAGCUCUCUCUGGAAGCGCAAACGACAAAAAUGUUUUAACACUCCUCCCAAACAAGAGCCUUUUCAGUUUGGCCAGAGCAGCCAGAAACCGCCUAUUGCUGGAGGGAAGAAGGUUAACAACAUAUGGGGUGCUGUGCUGCAGGAACAGAGUCAAGAUGCAGUGGCCACUGAACUUGGUAUCUUGGGAAUGGAGGGCACUAUUGACAGAAGCAGACAAUCCGAGACGUACAAUUAUUUGCUUGCUAAGAAACUUAAGAGGGAAUCCCAAGAGCAUACAAAAGAAUUAGACAAAGAGCUAGAUGAAUAUAUGCAUGGUGGCAAAAAAACGGGAUCAAAGGAGGAGGAAAAUGGGCAAGGUCAUCUCAAAAGGAAACGACCUGUCAAAGACAGACUAGGAGACAGACUAGAAAUGAACUAUAAAGGCCGAUAUGAGAUCACAGAGGACGAUUCUCAAGAGAAAGUGGCUGAUGAAAUUUCUUUCAGGUUGCAGGAACCAAAGAAAGAUUUGAUAGCCCGAGUAGUGAGGAUAAUUGGGAACAAAAAGGCUAUUGAACUUCUGAUGGAAACUGCUGAAGUUGAACAAAAUGGUGGCCUUUUUAUAAUGAAUGGUAGUCGAAGAAGAACACCAGGUGGCGUUUUCCUGAAUCUCCUGAAGAACACUCCUAGUAUCAGUGAGGAGCAGAUUAAGGACAUUUUCUACAUUGAAAAUCAAAAGGAAUAUGAAAAUAAAAAAGCUGCUAGGAAGAGAAGAACACAAGUGUUGGGAAAAAAGAUGAAACAAGCUAUUAAAAGCCUAAAUUUUCUAGAAGAUGAUGAUACAUCACGAGAGACUUUUGCAAGUGACACAAAUGAGGCCCUGGCCUCUCUUGAUGAAUCACAGGAAGGACACGGAGAAACAAAGUUGGAUGCAGAGGAAGCCAUUGAGGUUGAUCAUUCUCAUGAUUUAGACAUCUUUUAGGACAUUUUGAGAAAUAAGCCUUUCUAAGAUAACAUUGUAAUAAACCAUUUCUACUGAGAUUGCUUUAUUUUACUUUGCACUGAUAAACCCAAAAAUCUGGA